AGCUACAUCUCUAAUUUUAUUUUAUUUUUUAAUAAAAAUAAAAAAUCAUUACACAGACGGAUUCGCUUAAAAAAUCCAAAAUCAAAACCCUAGAUUUCGUGGUCAUUUCGGCAAUUUGACGUUAUGAAUCGGCGAUAAUAGAAGCAGCAAUCGGUGAAGGAGAAGAAGGAGGAGGAGAAGAGAUAAGGGGGACGAUGUAUGGUCACAGAGAGCGAGGGCUGGGUGGGUCCAAGAUGGAGGUAGGGUCGGUGGAUCGGAAGCGGAUCAACGAGGCGCUUGAUAAGCAAUUGGAGCGAUCGUCGCCGUCGACUUCCAGGGCGAUCAACGGGAAGGAUAAUAAGUCUGCACACUCCAUACUCAUGGGGAAGCAUCCGCCUGAUCAUCGCGACUCUCGCUCUGCUUCUCUCGCCAAAGCCAACGCCUCCGAUGAGGAAUCUGAAACAGAUAGUGAAGAGUCAGAUGUUAGCGGUUCUGAUGGGGAUGACACAUCUUGGAUCUCAUGGUUUUGCAACCUUCGUGGAAAUGAAUUCUUUUGUGAAGUUGAUGAUGACUACAUACAAGAUGAUUUUAACCUCUGUGGGCUAAGCAGUCAAGUUCCUUAUUACGAUUAUGCACUUGAUUUGAUUUUGGAUGUUGAAUCUUCUCAUGGAGAUGUGUUUACAGAGGAACAGAAUGAACUGAUUGAGUCUGCAGCAGAGAUGCUUUACGGUCUGAUUCAUGCUCGAUACAUUUUGACUAGCAAGGGAAUGGCUGCUAUGCUAGACAAGUACAAGAAUUAUGACUUUGGUAGAUGCCCCAGAGUUUACUGCUGUGGACAGCCAUGCCUUCCUGUUGGUCAAUCAGAUAUUCCACGGUCAAGCACUGUAAAGAUAUACUGCCCUAGAUGUGAAGAUAUUUACUACCCCCGCUCCAAAUAUCAAGGCAACAUAGAUGGAGCUUACUUUGGGACCACUUUUCCUCACUUGUUCCUGAUGACAUAUGGGAACCUGAAGCCACAAAAAGCAUCACAGAGUUACAUUCCAAGAGUUUUUGGGUUCAAGAUCCAUAAGCCAUGAAGUUGGGUUCGAAACUCCAUUUGGGAAAAGUUAUCUUGAGUAUGCAUUACCUAGCUCUCCAUGGAAGUAAUGCCUUUUGAGAGUUGAGGUAUAGUUCAGUAGUCUUUCAUGUUAUUCUGUUCUAGGUCUUUACGUUUAUUAUAUGUUUUGAUGAUUACAUAAAGCAUAUGUGCAACCAGCAAGUAUUAAUUUUCUUUGUAGCUGCCUAUUUCAGCUUUCCUCGUCAAACCACAUUCUUUUUUGGUAGAUUAACUAAUUAACUAUUAAAUUUGCCAUUUUGCU
Messenger RNA from Rubroshorea leprosula, 1337 nucleotides. The record is from the annotation of a GenBank genome assembly. NCBI's taxonomy places the organism in Eukaryota, Viridiplantae, Streptophyta, Magnoliopsida, Malvales, Dipterocarpaceae.